UUGACCGAUCGAUCGACCCUCGAACUCGAAGUUAAUGAUCGAUAAAGUGAACUUAACCUUACUUUUCAAAUAAAUUUUUAAUUUUCAAUUAUUUACAGCUAAUAAACAUAGCAGAGACUAUGCAUUAUUAUUAUUAAUUUAUAAAAUUUACAAUGUUCUUCAAAUAUUAAUUAACUGUAAAAUAAUGAAGAAUCUUUGAUGAAUGAUUAUUGAGUUGCAUUGUCGCUACCAUAACCUCAAUUCUCAGAAGACUGGACAAGAUAUGAUCGAGAACUGAAUCAUCAACUGCACCAGAAUGUUUCCAUUAUCGAACGAUAGCUACACUAUCAACAAGAUCACCUCCUUCUAUUGCAUGUCAUCAUGCAUUUACCUGUCAGCGCUCAUAGGUGGCCUACUGCUGACCGACGCGUUCAACUACACGGGCAGCUACAGUUUCCUGCCGGUCUACUUCGUCAUCAUCAUAGCCGAAGUGCUCAAGUUCAUCUACAUCCAGUCGGUCAACCACAAGGAGCUUAGCUUCAACCCCAAGCAAGGCUUCAAACUGCUCACCAUCAUUUUCCUCCUCUUGAAACGAACAAACAUCGUCGAACUGAUCAAGUGCGCCAUAACAAUCACUGUAAUUGUUUUCGUCUACUUCUUCAUGACAAUCUUAUUCGGAGCCGACGCUUUCGGCAAGUAUGAGGAGACUUUCAUGUUCAGUAUUCUGUUGACUGUUUUAACGGUGUUCCCGUUGUGUUUGCAUUUUGGAUCGUACUCAGUCACACAUCUGCUAGCCGGUGGCAAGAUGAACGACAUCUUCUUUCUGGCGUUGUACAGGAACAUUCAGAUGAGUUUGUUUGGUGCGUGGGUGGGGGCUUUCGUAAUACCCCUCGACUGGCACCGGUCUUGGCAGGUUUGGCCCAUUCCCUGCUCCACGGGGGCCAUCAUCGGCUCGCUCCUUUCUUAUUUCAUAUCGCUGUUUCAGUUUUUCUCAGAUCCCGGUAGGAGAAGUAUCAGUAAACUGGGUCGAAAGUUGCAUUGAUUGUGAAUAAAAUAUAUGACCACUAAAUGUUAUGAACAUUGAUAAUCUAAUUAUUGAUUGAUAAGCAAUAAUCAUCCCAAUAGGGAGUCCGGCAUCACAAGAUGUCAAACUAUUAUCAGUAAUAAUAAUACUGUGAAUAGAGUUUCAUUCAAUUGACAAAUCUAAUAAAUUUGAAUGAAUUAGACAUCAUUAUUCAUUAAAAAUAGAGUAGAUCUGAUCGUAGCUAUUGAAAACGUAAAUUCGUAUGACUUUUUGUUAGCGAUGAGUCCCUUCAUGGGAAGGUUCUAUCUAGCCUCAAUAAUAUAUACCGUUUAGCCUAUAUCAUUACCGGUAUAUAUAAUUCAAGCUAUCAAUGGGCCUCACGACUACUAUUUAUCUUGAAUGUUAAAUUAUGUAAUCAAAUACAGUCAUUGUAUAAUUCUCAAUUGAUUUCUAUUUAUUCAUUUGUUUUUUUGCUGAGGGUGAUGUCCACUGAGCUCUAGGCUUGUGCGUGGAUAAUGAGGCGGAUGAUAAUGUUAUGAAUUUGGUAAGAUGCUAGGUAAAUAAAUCAGAUAUUGUAGAUUCCACUAAUUAUUUUUAUUUAGAAAAGAAAACUCGAGUGUCAAUUUUCAUUAAAACUCUAUUAUUGUUCUUCAAACCAGUGGAGUUGAGUUGACUAUAUCUGUUUCAUUCAUUCAUAAUUGGAAAUAUUCCACUGAUUGAAAAUGACAGAGACUUUCACACAAAUAGAUAAUAAUCUAUUUAUAUUGUAGAACUUCUUAAAAAUAUUGUAUACGAAAGAAAUUCGUAUUGUAUUCACACUAUUGGAGUGAAUACAUGAUCAUAUUUCUCAAUUUUUAAAUAUAAUUUUCCGUUCCAUCCUUUUAUUCAAUAAUUUUUCUGACUAUGAUAGAGCAAGGUACUAAAGGUAUGGGUGCAAAUAUUAGUAAGAAUUCGUGUUUUUUGUACAGUAUACUUUUUUCUCAUUAUUUUUUAAUUCCAGUAUAAUUGUAUAGUGUGCUUUCAGAUCGUUCAUACAUUAAGUUAGCUUAUUUCAUUGCUUAUGCACAUUCAAGUAUUAUAAUAUUAUACAAUUAUACCAUUUAAAAUCUAACCUAUGUUUAAUAUCCUAUCAUGACUUCGAUUAGAAAUAAAAUUCCCAAGUAAUGUAAUGCAAUAUUGUUAGUACCGUAGACAUAUUAUGUAGAAUACAAUAUUAGUUUGUUUGCUCUCCUUUAUAUCAAUACUUCUACUUUAGAAAAUUUAUUUCCAACUCAGACAUAUAUGUGAGCAAAUUAUUUUUCUAUUAUCUAGUCAUUUUACUUGAUUUUCGCAAAACACUAUAUGGUAUGGUUAAGACUAGCAGGUAACGUUAUUGUGCAACAAUUAUUAUUAGUUAUUGUUAUGUUCAACGUUGCAUUAAAACUUUAAUUAGUGACUUAA
This is a messenger RNA of Nilaparvata lugens (brown planthopper), 2443 nucleotides long. It is a transcript of the gene PIG-F, whose product is annotated as phosphatidylinositol-glycan biosynthesis class F protein. Gene Ontology annotation, biological process: GPI anchor biosynthetic process. The record is from RefSeq and is a predicted model, not a curated record. The coding region runs from base 296 to 1021 and encodes 241 amino acids. Gene Ontology annotation, cellular component: endoplasmic reticulum membrane. The transcript has 3 exons. Lineage: Eukaryota; Metazoa; Arthropoda; Insecta; Hemiptera; Delphacidae.